Fusarium subglutinans is the source of this 2169-nucleotide messenger RNA. RefSeq names its product ankyrin repeat-containing protein. The coding region runs from base 1 to 2169 and encodes 722 amino acids. NCBI's taxonomy places the organism in Eukaryota, Fungi, Ascomycota, Sordariomycetes, Hypocreales, Nectriaceae. The transcript has 6 exons. The record is from RefSeq and is a predicted model, not a curated record.
AUGCACGGCCUUGGAGGGCUAGUGGUUCAGAAUGCACUGGAUCUAUCACGUUCAAGCCCAGACGUACAUCUUAACAGUCUGGAAUCAAGCACAGUCGGGUUACUAUUCAUGGGUACACCACACUUCGGAUCAAACAAAGCUCGCUGGGGUGGCUAUUGCACGGCUGUAGCCAAGAAUCGACCGAUAAGCAUUACGUGCUUCUACGAGGAGCUUGCAUCACCCAGCAUUGAUAUGAUUGUAGAGUGUAGCUCUGCCAUACUUCCCGGGUACCCUAGCUACGGUAUUCACGCUGAUCAUAAGGGCAUGACUAAAUACACUAGCUGCCAUGACAAGAGAUACGAAGCGGUGGCAGGAGAGCUGAUCCGUUGGGCGAAAGACACGAGAGCGACGGUUUCACAGCUGGGGGAGCUGGAGCAAGAGUGUCUCCGCUGCCUCUAUUUCGAUAGCUUGGAAUCCCGCGAAGAAAGCAUUGGUCCACCCCUCGCGGGGACUUUUUCAUGGAUCUGGAACAGCGAGCGGUGCAAAUUUGUCGACUGGUUGAAAAGCGGGAGUGGUCCGUAUUGGAUAACUGGGCGAGCCUUAUCUGGGAAGUCGACGCUGUUGAAGUACAUCACCAACACGCCACCGGAAGAAAUCAGGAAAAAAGGCCUGAGAAAGAACCCCAUCGUCGCGUCAUAUUUCCUCGGACGGCAAGCCCAAAAUCCGACUGGAUCUACACUGGAGGGGAUCGCUCGAGCUUUGCUUUGGCAGAUACUUCGAAAAGAACAUCGAUAUUUCGACUCAGUGCUGCAUCACUUUCAAGACAUGAAGCAGUCCCGAUCAACAUUGGACUGGAAGCCGAGUGUUCUAUACGACAUCCUGCUUCAGGUAUUGGCGCAAAACCAUAGCCGCCCGUUAUGGAUCUUCUUGGACGGCCUUGACGGUUACCCUGGCGACUUACUUGAGCUGGCCGACGUGUGUCAGAAGCUUGCUGGGACCGCCAGCAAAAAGGUCCGCAUAUGUAUCUCUAGCCGCGCAGAGCAGGAAUUCUUAUGCUCGUUUGGCGCAACCCUUGCCUUAGAAGAGGCUAUCCUAAAGCUCGAGGAUCGUACUCAAAACGACAUUACCAUGUUUGCUACAGCGGAGAUAUCCAGGCUCUCCAACCUUCUGGACGGCUCUAGUAGAGCAAGGUUAAUAAAAAGCAUAUCGGCGAGGGCUAAUGGACUUUUCCCGUGGGUCAAGUUGGCCAGCCGUGAUGUUGUUCAAACCUACAUAUCUGGAGUGGGAGAUGAUGCCGAUAAACUCCUCUGUUGUCUGGAUAAUCUACCCGACGAGAUAACAGAGCUUUAUCUCGAGAUAUUGAAGAAACAAAAGAAACACCGUGAAUUGGCCUUACGCUUGCUUGGCGUGGUAGAGUUUGGAAAGAGGAGCUUCACACUCCGCGAGUUCGCUUUCAUACUCAACCCUGGAGAAGGCUUCCUAACCGAAAAGGAGAUCAACUCUCUGCGUCGUCAAUGCGACGCAAUAACAGGGGGGCUACUUGAAUAUCGGAACGGCCGUGUUGCGUUUGCUCACAAAACUGUUUCGAGCUCCAUUCGAACUCUAUUGGACGACCCGAUGUACUCCAUCCAUCUCCUCAAAGGCUGCCUUGUGCUCGGACAGGCAUGCAUACUCCUGUUGGAAUCAUUUGAUCUGCCAAAAGGGACUAGACAUAUGCCAAAGCUAAUCGAGAGGGUCGGUUAUAGGCUUCGAGAAUUGAGAAGCUACUCGAUCCAACAUUGGUUGCAUCAUCUAAGCUACUGUAACGUAGAGAUACUGGAUCUUACGUCAGAAGUACUACAGGUUCCACUAUCAGGUUUCGGAGAAUGGAAGAAGCAAGAUCUUGACUUUAUCGUUUCAGCAAAGUUUGCACCGGGAUAUCUUGUUUCCUUCCAUGUUGGCAAAAUCCUCACGGCUAAGGUGGCGCGGAUAACUUGUAAGGUCGAUUGCCCAGAUGCAGUGUUUCAACAGGAACAGAUUGAAAUUGGGGACAACAAUGACUGGAUUCGAGCAUUUCUCGACCCUGCCACCGGCAUUGCAACAUUCUAUAACCCCAUUGACUUCAGACGCAGUCCGUCAGCAGGCCUUGAUGGUAUCAGUGGUCAUAAGAAGGAGAUCAUGGUCAAGCCAUAUCUAUUCACUCAGAUUUAG